AUGGCCAGAAAAAAUAAAAAUACCACUCAAAAGCGUAAAGAAUUACGUGAACGAGAAACGCAAUUCAUUAAGGAAUUGGAAACACGUAUUCAAGAAUAUGAUCCCAGUUUACAUGUAAAAGAUCAACUUUUUGAUGAUUUGCCAAUUAGCCCAAAUACUUUACGUGGUUUAAAGGAAGCUGCGUUUUUGAAAAUGACAGAUAUUCAAAAAAAAUCCAUUCCGAUAUCUUUGAAAAACAACGAUAUUUUGGCAUCUGCUAAAACUGGGUCUGGUAAAACUUUGGCAUUUUUAAUUCCAGUUUUGGAAAAGUUAUACAGAGAAAAAUGGACCGAGUUUGAUGGAUUAGGCGCCUUGAUUAUUUCACCAACUCGAGAGUUAGCCAUGCAAAUUUAUGAGGUUUUGGUUAAAAUCGGUAAAUAUCAUUCCUUCAGUGCCGGUUUGGUUAUUGGUGGAAAGGAUGUUAAAUUUGAAUUGGAAAGAAUGUCAAGAAUCAAUAUUUUGGUUGGGACACCAGGUAGAAUUUUACAACAUAUGGACCAAGCUGUUGGUUUAAACGUCUUAAACUUACAAAUGUUGGUAUUGGAUGAAGCUGAUAGAUGUUUAGAUAUGGGAUUUCAGAAAACUUUGGAUGCAAUUGUUUCAAAUUUACCACCUUCAAGGCAGACCUUAUUAUUUAGUGCUACUAUAUCACAAUCGAUUUCCAACUUGGCAAGAUUGUCUCUAGCUGAUUAUAAAAUUGUAGGCGAUGACAAUGAACAGCAACAGCAAUUGAAAACCACGAAUUCAACGCCAGAUUCUUUGCAGCAAUACUACAUUGAAGUUGACUUACCACAAAAAUUAAAUAUCUUAUUCAGUUUCAUUAAGUCUCAUUUGAAAAGCAAAAUGAUUGUAUUUCUAUCUAGUUCCAAGCAGGUCCAUUUUGUUUAUGAAACGUUUAGAAAACUGCAACCUGGUAUAUCCCUAAUGAACUUACAUGGCAGACAAAAACAAACAGCUAGAACAGAAACUUUGGAUAAAUUUAGCAGAGCUCAGCAAGUCGUUCUUUUUGCCACAGAUGUUGUUGCCAGAGGCAUUGAUUUCCCUGCAGUAGAUUGGGUAGUACAAGUUGAUUGUCCAGAAGAUGUUGAUACUUAUAUUCAUAGGGCAGGCAGGUGUGCGCGUAAUGGUAAAAAUGGUAAAUCUUUAAUAAUGUUAACUUCCCAAGAAGAGCCAGGAUUUUUAAGUAGGCUAAAAAGCAAAAAUAUUGUGCCAUCAAAAUUAAAUAUUAAACAAAGCAAAAAAAAGAGCAUUCAACCUCAAUUGCAGUCGCUAUUAUUCAAAGAUCCCGAAUUGAAAUAUUUAGGCCAAAAAGCGUUUAUUUCUUAUGUUAGAUCAAUUUUUAUUCAAAAAGAUAAAGAAGUUUUCAAAUUUGAUGAAUUACCAACAGAAGAUUUUGCACAAUCAUUAGGGUUGCCAGGUGCACCUAAAAUUAAAAUCAAAGGUAUGAAAACAAUCCAAAAGGCCAAAGAGUUGAAGAACACUUCAAGACAAUUAUUAUUACUGGGCAAAGCUGAUGCUAACGGUGAAAUCGUAAAAGAUCUAGCCGAAAAAGAAACAAAGACCAAAUACGAUAAAAUGUUUAAUAGAAAAAACCAAAGUGUCUUGAGCGAACAUUAUUUGAAUAUAACUAAAAGUUCUGCUGAUCAUGACGAAGAUGAAGAUUUCAUGACUGUCAAAAGACAUGACCAUGAAUUGAAAGAACAAGAUCUACCUGCAUUAUUAGUUCCAACUUCUAAAAGGGCUAUGAAAAGAGCUUUGUCUAAAAAGGCGUCUUUAUCCACUAAAGGAAAUGCUAGCAAAUUGAAAUUUGAUGAUGACGGUACUGCACAUCCAAUAUAUGAAUUAAUUGGUGAAGAAGAUUUUCAUAAAGAGGGAGACGUUAAAACACAAGUGGAUAAUUUCAUUAAUAAAGAAUCUGAACUUAUGGCAAAGGCUGAUGUUGAUGACAAAAGAACGGUGAAGGAAAAGAGAAAGGAAAAGAAAAGAAAAAGAUUAGAAGCUUUAAGAAAAGAAAUGGAAACUGAAAUGGCUAGUGAAGAUGAAGAUGCUAAUGUUUAUAUUGCUGGUACUGGUAAUUUGAGUGAUGAUAUGCAAGAAGAUGAUGAUCAUUCUUCGGAUGAUGAAGAAGCCGUAAGAAAGAAAGCUAGAUAUGAUAACAGUAGUGAUGUUAGUGAUAAUGAUAAUGAUAAAGUUGGUGAAAAUAACAACAAUAUAAUUGAAUAUGAGGAACCCGAAACAUUAGAGGAACUAGAAAGUUUAACCUCAAAUCUUAUUAAGCAUUGA
This is a messenger RNA of Saccharomycodes ludwigii, 2322 nucleotides long. It is a transcript of the gene HCA4, whose product is annotated as RNA-dependent ATPase HCA4. Bases 1 to 2322 code for a protein of 773 amino acids. Gene Ontology annotation, molecular function: ATP binding; nucleic acid binding; RNA helicase activity. Gene Ontology annotation, biological process: rRNA processing. The record is from RefSeq and is a predicted model, not a curated record. Gene Ontology annotation, cellular component: nucleus. The transcript has a single exon. Lineage: Eukaryota; Fungi; Ascomycota; Saccharomycetes; Saccharomycodales; Saccharomycodaceae.